This is a messenger RNA of Bradysia coprophila, 1611 nucleotides long. RefSeq names its product all trans-polyprenyl-diphosphate synthase PDSS2-like. Lineage: Eukaryota; Metazoa; Arthropoda; Insecta; Diptera; Sciaridae. Gene Ontology annotation, cellular component: transferase complex; mitochondrion. The record is from RefSeq and is a predicted model, not a curated record. Gene Ontology annotation, molecular function: prenyltransferase activity. Gene Ontology annotation, biological process: isoprenoid biosynthetic process; ubiquinone biosynthetic process.
CAAGCAAGUACUUUAUAAUAUCGUCUACUAGCUGAAUCCAUUCAGUUAGUGUUCGCGUCGCAACAGAAGUGAGUGUUUUUGAGAAAUAAAAGUAUGUUGUUUAGUAGUCGAUUUUAUUGCUUGACUCAACGGUCAACCAUGAUGGGAGUUAUGUUGCGGCCUGGAAAGAUUUACAAACAUCGACGACAUCAGUUAACUUGCACCACCGGACUGUUAACCGUGCAAAACAAUUGUAACACAUUGACAACGAAAGCGAUACAAAAAGACGAUUGGCACCGAAUUGUCAGUGAAGCUGAAAGUGUUGUCGGCUAUCCGACGUCGUUCUUGAGUUUACGUUGGCUGAUGAGCGAUGAGAUUGCGAAUGUUGCUUUAUAUUUACGGAAAUUGAUCGAAAGUAAUCAUCCGCUGGUGAAGACUGCCAAACAUUUGUUAUACAACAAUAACAACCACCUGCAACCAUGGGGUUUGAUUGUGUUGCUUAUAUCAAAAGCAGGCGGACAUACAAUUAAAGUUUCCGAACAUACGGAAAGUGGCGGAGUUCUACACUCACAACGUGUUCUAGCCGAAGUCACCGAAAUGAUUCGCAUAUCAUUUUUGGUCCAUCAAGGUGUGGUCAAUUUACAACCACUGACCCAGGCUGGACAGGAUCUUUCCACAAAGAGUGACAUGUCAUUUGGGAACAAGAUUGCUAUAUUGAGCGGUGAUCAUCUGCUGAGUAGAUCCCUUGCUGAGCUGGCUAGUUUAAGAAAUCAAGAUGUGAAUGAACUUAUUUCUUCGGCUGUGCGCGACUUCACCGAAUCGGAAUUCAUUGGCGAUCGGGACGAACAGAACAAUCCAUUACCAUCGAUACCUUUGCCACACCACGACACCCAUUCGGAUGAUUUGGAAAUGGACGAGUGUGUGACGAGGGAUUUGAUGAAGCCGAUGCGUAUUGACAACUGCAUGGGUAUACCAGAAAAAGAGUGGGCAUUGCGUCACACAUUGAGUGGUGGAAGUUUACUUGCACGAAGUUGUCAGGCUGCACUCAAAUUAUCUGGCCAAUCGGAAACAUAUCAAAAGAACGGCUAUUUGUUUGGCAAACAUUUGGUGUUGGCAUGGCAGGCGUUUUUGGAACUAGAACCAUUUAAAAAUGAUACACUGAACACGUCAUUCAGUUUGGUAUCGGCUCCGGUUCUAUUCCACUUGGACUACGAUCCGACAUUAUAUAAGGAAAUACAAAAGGGUAGCCGUUCAAUUGAGGAUAUUGAUUACGAUAAAGUUCAUAAUGCAGUAAUCAAAGGACCGGGCCCGACAGCAACAGCAAAUUUACAACGGAAACACAGUACAGCCGCAAUGGAUCUGCUGAAUCAAUUUCCACCAUCAGACGCACGAACUGCCCUGCAGAACAUUAUUUCUGCGUUGCAAGAUCUGCGACGUUGAAUAGCUUUGAAAUUCGACGUUCUAGACUUCGAUUUCAAUAGAGGACUGUGAUAAAUAUAGUUCACAUUUAGUUUUAGUUUAGUGAUUUUGCAAUUAUUAUUUUCAAACGAACAUCUAGGAGACUUUGUUUCAAUGAAGAACCUGUUGCUGUUCCCGCAACAUUGAGUGGGGAAUUCAAAAUGGUUCCUGGGG